GUCAAUAUUUCUCAGUAAUUAAAAGCAACUCAUACUCACUUUUUGUGAGUAAUAUAAUAAUUCCACAAAGUUAUGUGCUAUAUGUUAUUAUAAAUUAAAAAAAAACUAAAACUACAUUACAUAUAAUAUACAUAUAUGUAUAUAAAUAAAAAAAAUAAUAACAUCAAGUGUCAAAAUCAAACGCCAUUAGUUUCUCCAUUUUUUUGUUAGAGUUUAUUUUUCAAAAUAGUUUCUACCAUGAAUACUUAUGACAAUAGAGGUGGGGGUAGAGAAGGUGCAGGUGUUUCUGGUAAUGCCUUUGAUCGUUGGGUUCAACGAUCAUCAUCAGAUAUGACCGAUGAUUCAGCAAUAAUAAAAAUGCAACAUCAAUACUGGGUUACUAAACAAACAUUGUCAAGAAAGCUUGGUAAAAAAGAAGAUGAAUGUAUUGUUGCAUCAGAUGCUGAACUUGAUGCUAAAUUACAACUUUUUAAAAGUAUACAGGAAUCAUGUUCACAUUUAUUGCGUGUUAUUGACAAAUAUCAAGAAAGAUUGUGUAUUUUAGCACAGGAGGAAAAUACUAUGGGACGUUUUUUAAAAGAUGCUGGAAAACAAGAUAAAACUAGAGCUGGUAAAAUGAUGUCAGCAGUUGGUAAAUCAUUGUCUUAUUCAGGUCAACAGCGUUUAACUUUACGUGGACCUUUAAUACGUUUAUAUCAAGAAGUUGAAACUUUUCGAAAUCGAGCGGUUGAAGAUACUUAUGAAACAGUACAAUCAAUGGAAAAAGCACGUACUGAAUAUCGAGCUGCAUUAUCUUGGAUGAAAAAUAUAUCACAAGAAUUGGAUCCUGAUACUUCAAAACAACUUGAACGAUUUAGAAAAGUUCAAACACGUGUAAGACGUGGUAAAACAUUAUUUGAUAAUCAAGCACUUGAUUGUUUACAAAAAGUUGAUCUUCUUGCAGCAGCAAGAUGUAAUAUGUUUAGUCAUGCUCUUGUUUUAUAUCAAACAACACUAUUUAAUUUUACUCAAAAAUCCGCCCAAGCUUAUUCAACAAUAGCCAAUAGUUUUAAAGGAUACCAACAUUAUGAUUUUAUGGUAGUUAAAGAACUUGCUGAAACAUCAUCUAAAUUAGCUAGAGAAACUACUGCUGCUGCUGCUGCUGCUGUUACUGCUAAUGAUGUUGAUGAUGCUGACACUGCUGCUGAAGCAAAUGAUUAUUCAUCUUCUAAUUACAACAAUAAAAAUAAUUAUCAUGAUAACGAUAAAUUAUUAUUUUUUGAUACAGAUGAUGUUUCUGUUGAAAAAGCUCAACAAGCUAUACAAAUUGAUGAUACUACUGAUGAAAAAAAUAAUAAAUAUAUUACAACAACAACAACAACAACAACAGCAUAUAAUAAUCAAUUAGAUGAUAUAUUAUUGGAUAUUGGCGAAAAUAAUAAAAAUGUUUCUGACAUUAGUCCAGCUGCUACUCCUCAUGAUAAUGUUGAUAAUGAUAAAGAACUUGAAGAAUUUUUUGGUAUUAUACCAAGUUAUAAAAUUAAACAUCACAAUGCACAACAUGUGAAGGAAUUAGAAAAAAGUCUUGCUGAAUUAGAUUUAAAAAUGGAUUCAUUUACGGGAGAUAAUGUUAAUUUUGAUUUUGAUUUUGAUAAUGCAACAUCUUUUACACCAUCAUCUUCAACAGUAGCAACAAUAUCGAAAGAUCAAGCACAACAAAACUCUUUACAAUCUCUUACUUCUGAAAAUAUUGCAUUGCUAGAUGAAAUUCUUGAUAGUGGAACAAAAGUCAAUUCUGAAUGGGAUACACUUAUUAAUGAUUCAUUUUUACCACCAGGAAUUUUAAAACAAAGUCUUGGAGAUGCUGUGAAGGGAAAAAAUUUAUUUAAAUCAACUAGUGAUGAGAAUAAGAAGAAAAAAGGAAAACAAAAAGGCAAUUCAUGGUUAGAUUUAUUUGCUGAAUUAGAUCCAUUGGCAAAUAAUUCUAUCGAAAGUUUGCCACGAUCUAUAGACAAAAAUGCUCCACCAGUAUAAAUUACAUCAUCUGGAAAUUGAGAAAAAUAAAUUGUAUGACUAGUCUUUUAAACAUUCCAGUAGUAUAACGAUGAUGUUUGCUGAAUGUUUUAUACCAAAGAUUUCAAAAUAAUAAUAAUAAUAAUAAUAAUAAUAAUAAUAAUAAUAAUAAUAAUAAUAAUAAUAAUAAUCAUGAACAAAAUUAUAUAUAUAUAACAAUAAUAAACUUUAUGGUGUGAAUUUAC
Messenger RNA from Microplitis demolitor, 2237 nucleotides. It is a transcript of the gene ICA69, whose product is annotated as islet cell autoantigen 1-like protein. Gene Ontology annotation, biological process: regulation of transport. Gene Ontology annotation, cellular component: Golgi apparatus. The coding region runs from base 238 to 2013 and encodes 591 amino acids. Gene Ontology annotation, molecular function: protein domain specific binding. The record is from RefSeq and is a predicted model, not a curated record. The transcript is spliced from 3 exons. Lineage: Eukaryota; Metazoa; Arthropoda; Insecta; Hymenoptera; Braconidae.